This is a messenger RNA of Synchytrium microbalum, 2448 nucleotides long. RefSeq lists its product as uncharacterized. Gene Ontology annotation, cellular component: axoneme. Gene Ontology annotation, molecular function: protein binding. The transcript has 8 exons. The coding region runs from base 1 to 2448 and encodes 815 amino acids. The record is from RefSeq and is a predicted model, not a curated record. Lineage: Eukaryota; Fungi; Chytridiomycota; Chytridiomycetes; Synchytriales; Synchytriaceae. Gene Ontology annotation, biological process: intraciliary transport.
AUGAUACAAACCCCAAUAGAGGCAAAGGAGGAAGUCAAACGUGUAAUCCGUCCACGGGAUGCCUUUUUGCCAAAUAUCAAUCGCUCACCGUCACCAGACAUGACUUCUAAAAACAAUAACAAUGUUAGUCAGAAUCCAGAUACUGUCUCGUCCUUUUUGGGGCAGUUGGAGAGGAUUAGGAAUAUGUUGAAGACUAGAGAGAAUGAGAUUGCGAGGCUGAGACAGGAGAAUGCUAUGCUUAAACAGGUUGAGAGAAGACAACGUAAAGAUAUCGAGCAUUUAGAAUCUCAGACUGAAGAUGCACCUAGAAUUAUCAAUGGGUUGAGGAAUGAGAUCAAACUGAAAGCAUACUUCGUCCAACACACAGCAGACGCCCGCCAGCUUCGUCUAAACUCCGAAGACCUAUCUCGCCUCAAAAGCGAAAAGGCCAAACUCGACACCCUCAUCGCAGCAGAAGACCUCUCAACUCGUGACGAUUUAGAAAAGAAGCUGGAAGACGUUAUUGCAAAGCUCGGUGAACGGGAUGUGGAAUUGGCGGAUUCGAAAAAGAAGGCAGACUUACUGGAUAAGAACCUUAAUGCCGAGAAUCGGUUGUUGAGAGCUCGUGUGCAUACGCUGGAGACUGAUGGUGCGAUGAUGAAGGAUUUGCUGGAGAGGACUGAAGAGGAUGGCAAGGAAAAAGACAAGGAAAUCGCCAACUUGAGUAUAUACCGAUACAACAUGGUUCACAAGAAACCUGAAGGUCCAUGCAAAGUUUGUGCUAAACGGGAGAGGCAGGAGGUGGAGGCUAAACGACGUCAAGGCAUUCUCGAAACUCUACCAGUCUUAUCGACACCAACCACAACAGUAACAAGUGCUACGUCCGUCAAAGUCAGCGCUACAAUUACAUCAUCAAUACCAGUUGGCGAAGCGUCUCUCCGUGUAGUGUACUCGCAGACGCCUAUAACGAGUAUAACGAGUGCUACACCUACUGUGGUUUUACAAGCAGACCAAACAGAGUGGACUGCGGAAGUCACCGAAUUGGAAUUUGGAAGAUCGUACUAUUUCGGAGUGUUUGCUAGUCGUGAUGGUGUGAAUGGUCCUAUCCAUGCUUCGGAACUCGUUUAUGUUGACGCCAUACCAUCAACACCACAACCCCCCUCAAUCAUCCCAAGACACACAACACCUCCAACCAUGCUCAUUAGAAUUCUAACAAACACGGAAUACGUUGGCACACCGAUUGCCAAAUACCAAGUAUACAAGUCGACGCAGCCGACAUUACAAGACGCCAUCUUGUUGACUGAAUUGAAUGUCGAUGAUCUUGUUGAAUCCGAAGCUGGUGCAGCCAAAGUUGAAGAAUUCGAUUACGUGGAUUGUCCGUUGGCUAUACCGUUUUAUUUCGGUGUUGUGGCUUUUAAUGCGUGUGGUGCCAGUUGUAUGAGUGAAGCUAGUCAUGUUGCUGUACUUGAUCUCCCACCAGCAAUCCCAACACAGCCAAUCCCAAAGAAAUCAUCCCCAACAUCCAUCAACCUGCACAUGUGCACACCACCAACCGGAGGCUCGCUAGCAAACACAUUCAGAAUCGUUUGUGAAGCGCUCACAGCAUCCGACCAAGUCGACGAAUCAUCCAUCCGAGAUUUGCAAAUCACAAACAUCACAACCCCAUCUGCAUGCCACACCGAAAUCCAAAAUCUAGACCCGUCCACAAACUACCGAUUCCAAGUAUAUGCUAAAAACUCAAUUGGUUGGUCCCCGGCAUCGGCAUACAGCAAUGUCAUCAAAUUAGAAUCAAUGAUUCCACCAAUCCCAACACCAAAUGCUCGUGUCUUGUCACCGACAACGGCAAUUGUUGAAUUCAAGACGCCUGAUUCUGUGCCAUCUAAUGUGGUGGUUGAUGGGAUACGGGUUUAUUCGUCGAGUAGUGUGGAUAUGGACGAUGCUAAAUUGGAAGCUACUGUUGCGUUUGGGGAGAGCGAAUGUAGAUUAGAGUUUGCGCAACGUGGUGCAGUAUUGUGGAUUUCGGCUUGUCAUGUUGGGGGUGAGGUUGAAGGGGAGAGGACUGUACCUGUGUUUUUACCGUUACCAGCCGCUCUACCAAUCCCAGCAUCACCACCAUCAACACCCUCCCAGCUCGACGACACCACCUCUACACCACCCUCCGCACCAACAACCACAACAUCAAUCCUCUCCAAAUCAAAUUACCGCUCAUCCUAUCUCCACGGCUCACAAUCAGCACUAGACGCUUCACCACGCGGAUCACUGGAAUCCAUCUAUCAAAAGAAUGCUGCCAAAUCCAACUCACACAACAAGACACGCAAGACAAGACUGGAUAUUCCACCACCAGCGAGAUCAGAGACUACGGGAGGUUUGAAUCGUGGUACUAUGGGGACGAAAUUGAGUAAUGCGAAUUUGAAGAGUAGUUCUUCUUUGCAUGGGAGCUUGAGUUCUGCUACGAAUGGGAAGAGGUGA